AAAAUUCAGUUUUACAUUUUUCACUUCGUUGCUUAACAUCUAUUUUGAGAUAUCACAAUGUCCGGACGUGGCAAGCAAGGCGGAAAGGCCCGAGCCAAGGCUAAGACCCGAUCUUCUCGGGCCGGCCUCCAGUUCCCUGUGGGCCGAGUGCACCGCUUGCUCCGCAAGGGCAACUACUCCGAGCGAGUUGGGGCUGGCGCACCGGUGUAUCUGGCGGCGGUGCUGGAGUACCUGACUGCCGAGAUCUUGGAGCUGGCGGGCAAUGCGGCCCGCGACAACAAGAAGACCCGCAUUAUCCCCCGGCACCUGCAGCUGGCCAUCCGCAACGACGAGGAGCUAAACAAGCUGCUGGGUAAAGUCACAAUUGCUCAGGGCGGUGUCCUGCCCAACAUCCAGGCUGUAUUGCUCCCCAAGAAGACUGAGAGCCACCACAAGGCCAAGGGCAAGUAAAACGAGAAUUUGCAUAUUGACUUUUUACGGAGGCAAUCUUAACCAAAGGCUCUUUUCAGAGCCACCCAUGUAUUCAUCAAAAGGGCUCAUAUUUUUUUCCAUGUCAGCUAUUUUGCAGUUUUGUUUAGUAAUUCUUCUACCUGUAAGUGGGUGUCCUUACACUGUGCACCGUGAAACUAACCUUCCAUUUUAAAGUCGCCAUAAAAAUAGUUAAGCUAAUCGGCGGGGCGCGGUGGAUCACGCCUGU
Messenger RNA from Chlorocebus sabaeus (green monkey), 697 nucleotides. Its product is annotated as histone H2A type 1-D. Lineage: Eukaryota; Metazoa; Chordata; Mammalia; Primates; Cercopithecidae. Gene Ontology annotation, cellular component: nucleosome. Gene Ontology annotation, molecular function: DNA binding; protein heterodimerization activity; structural constituent of chromatin. The record is from RefSeq and is a predicted model, not a curated record.